Molecule: messenger RNA, 1491 nt
Organism: Nannospalax galili (Upper Galilee mountains blind mole rat)
Lineage: Eukaryota; Metazoa; Chordata; Mammalia; Rodentia; Spalacidae
Gene: Hmces
Product: 5-hydroxymethylcytosine binding, ES cell specific
Exons: 7
Coding region: 137-1198 (353 amino acids)
Biological process (GO): DNA damage response
Molecular function (GO): single-stranded DNA binding
Source: RefSeq, a predicted model, not a curated record
CCCGGGGCCGGGCCCUUCCGGGGCCGGCGUAACGGGCGGCCAGCUGGGACGUGGUGAGUGACUAGUGAGACAACCUCCGUCGCGAGCGGAAAAGUGGACGCGGCCCACAGGCGGCGGUGAGAAGCGGCGCUGCAGAAUGUGUGGGCGAACCUCCUGUCACCUGCCUAGGGAUGUUCUCACCAGGGCCUGUGCCUAUCGGGAUCGGCAGGGCAGGCAGCGGCUCCCACAGUGGAGGGACCCUGAGAAGUACUGCCCCUCCUACAACAAGAGCCCGCAGUCCAGCAGCCCGGUGCUGCUCUCCCGAAUGCACUUUGAGAAGAAUGCAGACUCAUCAGAGCGGAUAAUUACUCCCAUGAGAUGGGGCCUAGUGCCAUCGUGGUUCAAAGAAAGUGAUCCUUCUAAGCUGCAGUUCAACACUACCAAUUGUCGUAGUGACACCAUAAUGGAGAAGCAGUCAUUCAAGGUUCCUCUAGGAAAAGGAAGGCGCUGUGUGGUGUUAGCAGAUGGAUUCUACGAGUGGCAGCGGUGUCAGGGAACAAGCCAAAGGCAGCCAUACUUCAUCUAUUUUCCUCAAAUCAAGACAGAGAAGGCAACUGGGAAAGGUGCUGCAGACAUCCCUGAGAACAUGGAAAAGGUCUGGGACAACUGGAGGCUGCUGACAAUGGCAGGGAUCUUUGACUGCUGGGAGCCCCCAGAGGGAGAACUCCUGUAUUCCUACAGCAUCAUCACAGUGGAUUCCUGCAGAGGCUUGAGUGACAUCCAUCACAGGAUGCCUGCCAUACUAGAUGGAGAGGAGGCAGUCUCCAAAUGGCUUGACUUUGGUGAAGUCUCUACUCAGGAAGCUCUGAAGUUAAUUCACCCCACAGAGAAUAUCACCUUCCAUCCUGUCUCCUCUGUGGUAAACAACUCCCGAAACAACACUCCUGAAUGUCUGACUCCUGCUGACUUUGUGGUUAAAAAGGAGCCCAAGACAAGUGGCAGUAGUCAAAGGAUGAUGCAAUGGCUGGCUACAAAGUCACCCAAAAAGGAAGUCCCUGAAACACCCCAAAAGGAUGAACCAGAUGUGCCCCAGUGGUCUAGCCAGUUUCUACAGAAGAGCCCACUACCCACUAAAAGAGGUGCCACCAGCAACCUCUUGGAGCGAUGGCUGAAGCAGGAGAAAGAGGAGGAACCACUGACCAAGCGGCCUCACAGCUAGUUACAAAUUACCAAAGUCCAGGCCACAGUUGUGUCCAUUUGCUUGGGGAGCCUGCAACACAAUGUUAGCUGAGGGUUGUGGGCUUAUGAAGAAUCGUGCCUGUCAUGGGACAGCCUGGGAAGACAAGGGCUUGCGGCUAUCCAGCCCUGUGUGCUCUGUGGAGGCAUGUCUGCUAUGACUAGUGUCUCAGCCUCCCAGGAGGCUCUUCUCAGUCUUUGGCCUCUUUCUGCCUUUUACAAUUAAGGUCUUUAAAUAUAUUUUUGUUCUGAAUAAAUUACAUUUGAUAAACCUCG